UUCGCUUUUAUUACUGCGAUAUUUGCAAAGAUGGGAUUCCAGCCUCCGCGGCAACUGGUCACACCGAAAUGAAUGGGAACGUAAUGAAACUACGCCAAUUUAUCGACUCAACUUGGAGAUCUGAGCCUGCUGGACCCGACCGGCUUGCUCCUGGACCCGCUGACUGGCCAGGAUGUCCCUGACCGGGCUGUGCAUCGAGUUGCGUCCGAACCUGCGCAGCGGCGUGGUCUUCCUGCAGUUCGACCACAACAUCGCCGAUCGCAACGAAACCCGCCUCGUCAUCCGGGAGCACAAUGUCUACAUAGCUGCCAAGUCGCCGGGGAGCGCCUCCAGCACUGCCAGUCGUGCCACCUUCUCCAGCACCGCCAGUGACAGCGACAGCGAGACGGAUGAGGAGGAGGUGGAGUCCCUGGUUAUCAGACACGACUGCUUCGGCAUGGACAUCGGCUGCAUUUCCAUCUUCGUGGUCGCCGGCCACCACAUCAGCUUCCGCUUCAACUAUACCCAAAUUGAUCUGGACGCCUUGGACGGCGGCGCCGUCCAGGUGAGCAUGGCACCCCUGCUAUGCUCGUGCCGCGAAAACGAACCCAUCUCGGUGACCUGCCGCGACUGCCGGGCCACCUUGGUGGAGGAGCGGUGUUACCGCCGGCUGCGCGAGUUUCCCAGCUGCGUGGUGGAUCCCAGCGAGUUCUUUUGCCACAAUCACGGCGUGGCGGGUGGAUGCGAGGAUGAAAGCAAGGUGCCAAGCCUGGUGCCCGGCGAGGCAGAUCUCUUCUAUGGCCUCAACUAUGUGGUGGUGAGCAUGAAUCGGGACUCGAGUCCCAGUAUCCUGAACCGCGAGGAUCACUUGUACUGCAAGCGCUGCAUGCGUUACCUGGGCGUUACUAUGUUCAAUGGGGCGGCGGCCCGCCUCUGGGCCGAUGCAGUGCGCUGGUUGCCAGGCAGAGAAUGUAAAGCCACAGCCACCCUGCCGCGUCACUUCUUCCAGAGUUCCUCGAUGACCCAGCUGGUCAAGCGACUGCUCUACUCCCUGUGGCCACAGCCUCUGCCGCAGCUCUGCCUGAGCACCAGUCGCGCGGUGCUGGUCACCUCGCUGCCCAGUCGCCGCCGCCAUCAGUACAUGUUCAUCCAUGUGGUGGAGUCACAGCUGCGCGUGCUGCGUCGCAUCCAACCGGACUCGCAGCAGCUGCGUUGCUACCGAGCCUGCAAGCUCUACUACGGCGUUUUUGGAGCUGGCGAAGGGGAGCAGGAGCCGCCGCUGUUGCAGCAGUGGCAGGCACAUCAGUCGGUGCCCCAAAUGGAGAUCUCUCCAGCUAUGUUCCAAACAUUGCAGGAACGCUUCGAGCUCAAUACCCAGCUUAUACCACAUGCCUGGAGGUUGAACUCGGUAGCGGAGGGCCUGCAGCUGUCGUAUUUCUUCUACGAGGAUGAGGCGCAGCCGGAGGGCGUUAUAAUGGCUGAUGAUGAUGAUGAUGAUGCCGUCACUCGGCUUGGCAAGAAGCAGCCGGAUGAUCAGUACGAAACAGAUGCCGGGCAUGCCAGCAGCGAGAGCGAGAGCGAUGACGAGCACUCUGAUUCCGAUGAGGAUGUGUGUCACUCUGUGGAAAGGCGCACAGGUAUCAAGCGGUGCCCCACCCCGCCGCAUCAUUGUCUCAACCUCUCCACGUCCACCUCGUCGGCUUCUUCGGAGGAUAAGUAGUCGCCUUCAAACCUCUUUUGCUGUACAAAUUUAUUGUCCUGCUAUGUCAUCCUUCAAGGGAUCCAUUGAAAUUGCUGGGAAUUUUAGAAAAUAUAAGGUAAGACUAUAAAUGACUUAAGACCUCAAAUCUAGGCUAGAUUUGUGGUGCUUCUCGUUUUGUAGCCUUUGUUUUGACACCUUUUAUAAGGUUUUAAAAUGUCCAGCAAUUUCUUUGGCUUUUCUAGUUAAUUUAGAUAUCAAUUUAUAUAUCUAUAUAUUUGUUUACAGAUUUUAUGGGUUUUCUAUGGAUUUCCCUCCAAGGCAAAGCAAUUUUUUUUUAGUGAAGAAAAUUUUGAUUUUGUUUAUUUCUUGACUCAAGAUUGCCUUUUCCUGGCGAUGCCCUGGUGUAAGUAAUCAACAAGUAUUAGCUGGAAUGCUACCUUCUAGCACAAAUAUUACUCGAUGGGCAUUUUAUGUAAUUAACAAAUAUGUAUUGCUUUUGUACACUUGUAUAUUUGGUUUUUCUUUUAUUUGGUUAAAUUAGUAAAAAAUAGUAAAUUAGAAAAGCAAAAUCAAAGAAAAUAAAAGCUAAGAAAAAGAUAAAGUAAAAGCAAAGAAAGCUAAACCUA
Molecule: messenger RNA, 2307 nt
Organism: Drosophila kikkawai
Lineage: Eukaryota; Metazoa; Arthropoda; Insecta; Diptera; Drosophilidae
Source: RefSeq, a predicted model, not a curated record